UUCCCAGAAUUCCCGACAGCCCCUGAAGGCAGCAGCAGGCUGACUGGCUCUGUGAAGAUGGCGGACUGUAUACGUGUUCCUCUGCUCCUGCUUCUGAUGUGCAUCUUGUCGGCCGUGCAUCAUACCCGAGGAGACAACAGUGUUGUCUCCAGACUUACUGGUAAUGCUGAUAACCUGCAGCAGAAUCCCGCCGGUGGUCCGGUGCCGGCUGCGGUCAUCCCGGUAGCCGCUGAGAGGAGCCUGGUUGCUGGGGCCUCGCUGCCUCGGAGGCGCUCUGCCGGCUGGAAGUUGGCAGAGGAGGCGGUGUGCAAGGAAGACCUGACCCGGCUUUGCCCUAAACAUUCUUGGAACAACAACCUGGCGGUGCUGGAGUGUCUCCAGGACAAGAAAGAGGAGACUGAGAUUGCUGCCGAAUGCAACCAUCUGCUGUGGAACUACAAGCUGAACCUGACCACCGACCCAAAGUUUGAGUCUGUAGCUGUGGAGGUCUGCAAGACGAUCAUCUCUGAGAUUAAAGAAUGCGCGGCGGAGGAGCUGGGUAAAGGCUUCCUGGUGUCCUGCCUGGUGGAUCACCGCAGCAACAUCAGUGACUACCAGUGCAACCAGUACAUCACCAAAAUGACCAGCAUCGUCUUCAGCGACUAUCGGCUCAUCUGCGGCUUCAUGGACCAGUGCCGCGAGGACAUCAACACUCUGCGCUGCGGCAGCAUCAGCACAGGAGAGAAGGACGUCCACUCUCAGGGUGAGGUGAUCGCCUGUCUGGAGAAAGGUUUGGUACGGGAGGCCGAAGAGCAGGCUGGGGCGCACACCAUCAAGGAAGACUGUAAGAAGGCCAUCAUGAGAGUGGCUGAACUGUCUUCAGAUGACUUCCACCUUGACCGCUACCUCUACUUCGCCUGCCGCGAGGACCGGGAGCGCUUCUGUGAAAAUACACUGGCAGGAGAGGGACGAGUUUACAAAUGCCUCUUCAAUCACAAGUUUGAGGAGGCAAUGACUGAGAGGUGCCGCGAGGCGUUGACCACCAGGCAGAAGCUGAUUGCUCAGGACUAUAAGGUGAGCUACUCGCUGGCCAAAGCCUGCAAGUCAGACCUGAGGAAGUACCGCUGCAGCGUGGACACCAACAUGCCCCGGGCUCGAGAAGCUCGUCUGUCCUACCUACUUCUUUGUCUGGAGUCCGCUGUGCAUCGAGGUCGUGUGGUCAGUGGCGAGUGUCAGGGAGAGAUGAUGGACUACAGGCGGAUGCUGAUGGAGGAUUUUUCUCUGAGCCCGGAGAUAGUGCUGCAGUGUCGCAGCGAGAUCGAGGGUCACUGCUCCGGUCUACACCGAAAAGGACGAACACUGCACUGCCUGAUGAGGGUCGGCCGAGGAGACAUGGGAGCCAUCGACCCCAACUGUCAGAGGGCGCUCCAGACUCUGAUUCAGGAAGCCGAUCCAGGAGCCGACUACCGCAUCGAUCGAGCACUGAACGAGGCGUGUGAGUCGGUCAUCCAGACUGCCUGCAAACACAUCCGCAAUGGAGACCCCAUGAUCCUAUCAUGUCUGAUGGAGCAUCUGUACACUGAGAAGAUGGUAGAGGACUGUGAACACAGACUGCUGGAGCUGCAGUACUUUAUUGCCAGAGACUGGAAGCUGGAUCCCGUCCUGUAUAAGAAAUGCCAGGGGGAUGCAGCUCGGCUCUGCCACACUCACGGCUGGAACGAGACCAGCGAGAUGAUGCCGCCGGGUGCCAUUUUCUCCUGCUUGUACCGUCACGCUUACCGCUCUGUGGAGCAGGGGCGCAGGCUGCCUGGUGGGCCAGCUGAAGCAGAAAACCAAGGUUUUACUCUCUCUCGGGACUGUAAGGUGGAGGUGCAGAGGAUUCUCCACCAGAGGGCACUGGACGUGAAGCUGGACCCGGAGCUGCAGAAACGCUGUUUGACCGACCUGGGGAAGUGGUGUAGCGAGAAGACUGAGGCAGGACAGGAGCUUGAGUGUCUGCAGGACCAUCUAGAGGACCUGGUGUCCAACUGCCGAGAUGUGGUGGGAAACCUGACAGAGCUGGAGUCAGAGGAUAUUCAGAUCGAGGCACUGCUUAUGAGAGCCUGUGAACCCGUCAUCCAGGCCCACUGCCACGAGGUAGCUGAUAAUCAGAUCGACACUGGUGAUCUGAUGGAGUGCUUGGUUCAGAACAAACACCAAAAGGAGAUGAAUGAGAAGUGUGCGGUGGGAGUGACACACUUCCAGCUGAUUCAGAUCAAGGAUUUCCGUUUCUCCUAUAAGUUCAAAACAGCCUGCAAGGAGGACGUCCUCAAACUGUGUCCCAACAUCAAGAAGAAGGUGGACGUAGUGAUCUGCCUCAGCACCACAGUGAGGAACGAUACGCUGCAGGAGGCCAAGGAGCAGCGGGUGUCUGUCAAAUGUCGUAAACAGCUCCGGGUGGAGGAGGUAGAGAUGUCGGAGGAUAUCCGUCUGGAGCCGGAGCUUUACGACUCCUGUAAGCAGGACAUCACCAGACUGUGUCAGAAUGUGGCUUACGGCAACGCACAGGUCAUUGAGUGUCUGAAAGAGAACAAGCGUCAGUUGACUUCUCGCUGCCACCAGCGGAUAUUCAAGCUGCAGGAGGUGGAGAUGGUCGAUCCUGAACUGGACUACCAGCUGAUGAGAGUCUGCAAACACAUGAUCAGGCGGUUCUGUACAGAGUCAGAGGGGAAGAACGUUCUUCAGUGUCUGAAACAGAACAAGAACGGUGAGCUCAUGGAUCCUAAAUGUAAACAGAUGAUCACGAAGAGACAGAUCACCCAGAACACAGACUACAGGCUGAACCCGGUGCUGAGGAAAGCCUGUAAAGCCGACAUCCCAAAGUUCUGUCAGCCCAUCCUCAACAAAGCAACCGCUGACAGCGAGCUGGAGGGUCAGGUCAUCUCCUGCCUCAAACUCAAAUAUGCCGACCAGCGUUUGUCUACAGACUGUGAGGAUCAGAUCAGGGUCAUCCUGCAGGAGUCAGCGCUGGACUACAGACUGGACCUUCAGCUGCAGAUCCAUUGCACACAGGAGAUCUCCAGUCUGUGUCCGGAGGAGGCAGCAGCUCAGGAGCAGACGGGACAGGUGGAGGAGUGUCUCAAGGUCAACCUACUAAAGAUCAAACAGGACCCAUGUAAGAAGGAGGUGUUGAACAUGCUGAAGGAAAGUAAAGCGGACAUCUUCGUCGACCCUGUCCUCCACACAGCCUGCGCUCUGGACAUCAAGCACCACUGUGCCGCCAUCCCACCUGGCAGGGGCCGCCAGAUGUCUUGUCUCAUGGAGUCGCUGCAGGACAAACGCAUUCGUCUGCAGCCAGAAUGCAAGAAGAGACUUCAGGAUCGCAUAGACAUGUGGAGCUACGCCGCCAAGGUGGCUCCCGCUGAGGGUUUCUCAGACCUGGCCAUGCAGGUGAUGACAUCACCGUCCAAGAACUACAUCCUGACUAUGAUUGGUGCAGGUGUUGCAGUGCUCUUCCUGAUGGGGCUGCUUUGCGGCCGUUUCACUAAGCGUGUCACUCAGGAGCUGAAGGACAGGUAGACCACGCCAACUCUGGGGUCUGGACACACCCACAGGAGAAACGACCACAGCUGAAAUAGGACCACCCCUCCCCCAUCAUUUAACCCCCCUGACAGCCACAGAUACUCCAUCUGCUUCUCCAUUUUGCACCCCUGUUUCAUUUUAAAUCACUUCCUGCUUCUUCUUGAGUGACAUCAUUCACAGUCUUGCAAGUGAAAGUGGGCGUGAUCAGUGACUUGCCUGCGCUACAUGUGACCCGCCCACUCCCCAGGAAGACCACAUCCAUAUGGAUUUUUGUUCAGAUUUUUUUUCAAUACAGAGUGCCGGGUCAUCCUGCUGUUUUACCUGCGCUCACCAGAUGUAGAUGCAGUAUUACUUGACUAUUUUUUUUUUCUUCCUCCCCCUGCCCCCAUUACCAUGGUGGGAGGGGUCGGGUUAGGAGGGGAGGGGUCGGAGGUAGUCUGGGGUUUAAGGAUACGGGGUCAAAGGUGAAACUUUAGGGGAGAGGGAUGUGGAUGAAAAUGUAAAUGUGUAGAAAGUGGGAUGGGAAAUGCUCAUGUAUAGAGACACAGUGUGUGUGUGUGUGUGUGUGUGUGUGUGUGUGUGUGUGUGUGUGUGUGUGUGUGUGUGUGUGUGUGUGUGUGUGUGUGUGUGUGUGUGUGUGUGUGUGUGUGUGUGUGUGUGUGAGAUGCGUAAUGCAAACUGUCUUUGAACCACCACAUUCUUUUAGUUUGUCCUCCUGCUUAAAGGUUUUUUGGAUUGUUUGGCUCUGGAUAUAUCAAUCCCAAUUUAAACAAAAUUUUUUUGAUGAUGUGUUAGAAUUUAUUGCCAUGGGACUGCCAGGCGGGUGGUGCCAACCAGCCAGCCCUCCACCGAGCCACAAAGAUGAGAAAAAGGGGGGCGGGGGAGCCAGCUCGCUCAAUGCAGCCCUAAAACAUUAAAGCCUAAUCUGUGCCGUAGCGCACCACAUCCACCUGCCGCUCCCAGUUUAGCUGAUAUCACAGUUUUAGCAACUGCUUGGGAAGUUCUGGCCUCGUUCCAUCACGCCACCGGAUCAAUAGUGAUCCCUGUCUGAACCUGAACUGGGUGGAGCAGACAUACUGGGAAAACUGGCUGUCUCGCCACCCUCUCCCCCACUCAUGACUCGCAGAGUGGCUGUCGGUGUCACGCUGGUUGGCACAGAGAAGCUGAGAGCAAUGCAGGAAAAAAAAAGAAAGAAAGAAAGAAAAAAAAUACUUUACAUUAUCAUAGAGAUGUGAACAUUUUGUGUAAAGAUGAUACUGGAAUCAUUGCACAUUCUUAGUUCUUUUUUUAUAUCUAUAAAUAUAUAUAUAUUGUUUUGUCAUAGCCUUAUUUAUUUGUUUACUAAUGGACAAACUUUUUUUUUAAUGAUUUGAAUGUUCUCUGGUUGCCUUUUCUCCAGCGAGCAAGUGUGGGAGGGAGGGGGGUGAAGGUUUCGGCGUCCUCAAGGUUUCAACUUACUCCAGCAGACUGAUAUUUUUUUUCCCACAGGGGGCAGCAAACGCCUCUUUGGUCAGCAGAGUGAGUUGUCACAGUGUCCAGAACACUCAGUGACUGUUGAUCAGUGAGGCUCCACAUAAUCUGAGCUUGUGACUGAAAAAGACAAAUCCGGUCGUUACAUGGAUGUCUUGAAUGUGAUGAUACUUUGGGAAUGACCACUGCUGCUUCACUAUUAAAACCAAUCAGUGAUGUGGACAUGAAGACCAAACAGGAAGUUUGAUUAAACUGUUACGUAUUGUUCGGUUCAUGUAAAAGAUGUUGAUUUAACUCUGUACAAAACAAAACAACUGGGCUGAUUCACAUAAUAUAAAAAAAAAUGCAAUGGUCAAGUUUGAGGCGUUAAAGCAAAGCAGGCAUCUGUGUGAUAUUUAGCAUUUUAAUUCUGAGUCAUUCAAUUCAUUGGCUGUUUGGCUGUGUAUUUGAUGCAUCAUUUGGAAAUUUGAAGGUUAAUGUUGGAGGAAGAAGGCAGACAAGGUUUCGCUGUCAGCGACUUUGCCGACUGUAAAACCACCAGAGGGGAAUGUGUCCUCUCCCAGCUCGAGCCUGUCAUGUGCACUCGUGCACUGUACUGCGUGACAAACUGGAAGCUACGCACCUUGCAGUUAGACUGAACUGUUUUCCUUUCUAGUUGUUGCAGCUUGGUGAGGUGAGCGCUGCCCUUCCUGCUUGAAAAUGAGACGCUCUGAUUCGUUCAACUGCCUUUGCGGUUUUUUUUUAUCCCCCAUUUGACAUCAGUUUUAUCAAAGCGUGCCUACUCGCCGUCCCGCUGAGGGAUCCCGCUGUACAGAACAUCCCAGAACCCCCUGAGGCACCCAGCAGAGACGCAUGUGGGCCUGUGAGUGUGUGUUGGUGUUUGAUGGAUGAUGUGUGUUUGUGUGUGUGAGUUGCCCACAGAUUUCGGACCGAAUGCUGCGUGAUCUCCAGUCGAUUCCUUGCGGUCUUAGUUGUCCCAGGUGAUGGCGACCAAAACGUUUGAUUUAAAGUUUGUGAUGAUAAAGAUGUUUUUGUAAACAAUAUUUUGUGUCUGAAUCCGUGGAGCUCCUCAGUCGUCAUCUGAUUUAUUUUCUCCCUGUACACUUUUUUUGUUCUGUACAGAUGAAAAUUGGAAAGUUUGUUAAUAAUAAUAAAGUCUGCAAGGUUUCUA
Messenger RNA from Hippoglossus stenolepis (Pacific halibut), 6181 nucleotides. It is a transcript of the gene glg1a, whose product is annotated as golgi glycoprotein 1a. Gene Ontology annotation, cellular component: Golgi membrane. The transcript is spliced from 26 exons. The coding region runs from base 58 to 3537 and encodes 1159 amino acids. Gene Ontology annotation, molecular function: fibroblast growth factor binding. The record is from RefSeq and is a predicted model, not a curated record. NCBI's taxonomy places the organism in Eukaryota, Metazoa, Chordata, Actinopteri, Pleuronectiformes, Pleuronectidae.